ACAUUAAUAAGUCAAAGCAUAACACACACUCUCCCUCGCUGGUGUGGUUAAAGUUGAAGAAGGGGAGCGUAAAAACUUUGUGACUACAUCCAGAAGGAACUUUGAAGUUAAAAAUGCACACAGCUGUAUUGGGACUCUUAAUUAGAAGUAUCCCAUUAAUCCUUUCAAUCCUUUCAUCUGAAAGUUCGUUGUUAUGGAAGGUUAGUGAAGCUAUUGAAGAAAUCAAGAAUGAGUUGAUAAUCAUGCAAUCCGUCUUAAUAGAUGCUGAAAAGAAGGGAGCAGGCAGCGAAGGAGAGAAAGCUUGGGUGGCAACUGUGACAGACAUAGCAUAUGAUGUUGAAGACGUCAUUCAUAAGUUCAUGUAUCAGAUCAGUAGAGAAGGAAUCAGUGGUCGAUCUGCGAGGUUCCUAUGCCACACCAUUUACUUUCCAAGAAAUCUAUGGGAGAGGCAUAAAACCGCAAGCAAGUUACAAAAAAUCAAGAAUAAAAUCAAGGUCAUUCCAGAUAUAAAGCAAGGAUAUGCUAUUGAUCAGAUGGAGGGCUCAAAUUCAAACUAUAAUCACAGACGGAACUUGCAUCAUGCUGAAUCACAUCUUUUUCUUAAAGAAGAUGAACUUGUGGGGAUAAAGGAUAAAAGACAAUUGCUAAUGGGUCCGUUGAUGGAUGGCGAGCCAGAACGAACUGUCAUUUCAGUAGUCGGGAUGGGAGGAUCAGGCAAAACCACACUAGUUGCCAACAUCUACAACAAUGAUGAUGUAAAGAGACAUUUUGACUGUUAUGCAUGGAUCACUGUUUCCCAAGUAUAUGACACAGAAGACUUGUUGAGAAGCAUGAUUAAAGAAUUCGACACAUCAUGGAAGAAUUCUAAUCAAGUCUAUCCAGAGGACUUGAGUUCCAUUGAGUACAGAGCAUUAUCAGAAAGGUUGGUAAACUACUUAGAGAAGAAAAAGUAUCUACUUGUGAUAGAUGAUGUUUGGGACACAGACCUCUUAGAUUAUUUAAAGGCGCCACUUCCAGAUGGUUGUCCUGGGAGCAGAAUCAUUGUUACGACUCGAAAUGAAGAUGUAGCUAGCUAUCAUUUUUGGGGUGAAAUCCAUAUUCAUCGUAUUGAGCUGCUGGAAAAGGAAGAGGCGUGGACACUCUUCUGCAAGAAAGCAUUCUCAAGUAGUCCAAAUGGAUGUUGUCCACCGGAGCAUGAAUUGUUGGCUCAAGAACUUGUGGGGAAAUGUCGAGGCCUACCUCUUGCAAUAGUGGCUUUGGGAAGUCUUAUGUACUCCAAGAAUAUUUCUCAAUGGAACAAAAUUCACAACAGCUUGAAUUGGAAUCUUAGUAACAAUCCUAGGCUACAAGGAGUGAAUAGUAUAUUGUCACUUAGUUUCAAGGAUUUGUCACACCAUUUGAAGCAUUGUUUCUUAUAUUGUUCCUUUUUCCCAGAAGAUUAUAUCAGGGCCGGCUCUAUGCCGCCCCUGGAUUAUAUGAUUAGAAGAAAGAGGCUAAUGAAGCUAUGGUUUGCAGAAGGAUUUAUUGAACAAGUUAAAGGGUCUACUCCAGAAGAUGUAGCAGAGGGAUAUCUUGAAGAACUUGUUUUCCGAAACAUGCUUCAAGUUGUAAGGAGGAAUGAAUUUGGAAGGCCAAAAGCAUUUAAGAUGCACGAUGUUAUGCGGGAUCUUGCUUUAUUAAUAUCAAAAAGAGAGAACUUUGGUGUUGUACAUAACGGAGGAGAAGAAUGGCAGAAUGCAAAGCACGCCGCAUUUCAAUUCACCAAUAAAGAACUCAGAUCAUUUUCUGGUGUGUCAAAGCUUCGUUCUUUUCUUGUUUUUAACAAGUUGAAAACAAUACCUUCCAGAAUUAAAAUGCUAAGGGUCCUCGAUUUGGCAGGUGCUGAAAUUGAUGAAUUGCCUAAUAAAGUAGUCAAUUUAUUCAACUUAAGGUACUUGAAUUUAAAGGGAACUUCAGUUAAAGAGCUUCCAAAAUCUAUAUCCAGGCUCCUUAACCUUCAAUCCUUGGACAUCAGUGACACAAGGAUAAAGGCCCUUCCUCGCGAAAUAGGAAAGUUGAAGAACUUGCAAUAUCUAAUUAUGCAUAGCUACAAUAGAAAUUCAAAUGAUUUCAGAAUUGUUAAUGGGGUGCAAGUACCAUCAAAAAUUUGUAGGCUAACGAAUUUGCAAUCUGUCUCUGUUAUUGAAGCAAGAGAUGACUUGAUAAGACAGAUUCGAAGCAUGACCCAACUUACCAGCCUUGGUAUUUCAAAUGUGAAAGCAGCACAUGAGAUGGAUUUGUGUGACUCAAUCCAAGGCAUGACUCUACUUCGCCGCUUGUUAAUCAUGGUAACGAAUGAGGAGGAAACUCUUCGGAUGGAUGCACUCUCAUCUCCUCCUCGCAACCUUCUAUCUCUUGUUUUGGUAGGAAAAUUAGAGAAGGUGCCACAAUGGUUUUCUUCACUUCAAAACCUCACAUUUUUGUAUCUGCAUUGGUCGAGGUUGAAAGAAGAUGUACUCCCUCAGAUUGCUGCUUUGCCCAAUUUGGUACGUCUUUCAAUUAACAAUGCCUAUAGUGGAAAGCAAAUGGUUUUCCAUACAGGCUUUCCUAAGCUUACUAGUUUGACGAUUCGUAAUUUCCCUGAGUUGAAUGAAAUAAUAAUAAGAAAGAGUGUGAUGCCAAAAGUGCAAUCCCUUUAUAUUGCCGACUGCAUGGAGUUAGAUACAGUGCCUUAGGGCAUUGAAUACCUUGAAAAUCUCCAAGAACUGAUUUUGGAGUCAGUCUCAAUGCAACUUAAAAAUCGCAUCAACUUGGGAGAAGGUAGUGUGGAUUUUGCAAAGGUGCAGCACAUCCCAAAGAUCUAUAUGAGGUAGUAACUCGAGAUGUUUCAUGAAGGCUUGUCCUGAAUCUCCUGAUUCGUU
This is a messenger RNA of Quercus robur (English oak), 2900 nucleotides long. RefSeq names its product disease resistance protein RPM1-like. The transcript has 2 exons. NCBI's taxonomy places the organism in Eukaryota, Viridiplantae, Streptophyta, Magnoliopsida, Fagales, Fagaceae. The record is from RefSeq and is a predicted model, not a curated record. Gene Ontology annotation, molecular function: ADP binding. Gene Ontology annotation, biological process: defense response to other organism. The coding region runs from base 114 to 2714 and encodes 866 amino acids.